AAGGAGAAAACUAACGCAAGCCCAACAUCGAUCUUUGCUUACUUGAACGCGCGCCCCAAUCAGUAGCCACAAGCCACAAUCAGUAGCAAGUCAGUACUGCUCUCCAAGAAAGAACAUGGCCUCUACCACUAGCAGCAGUAGGAGCAGCAGCAAGAAGCUGCGUAUCCUGCUCAUCCCCUUCUUCGCGACCAGCCACAUCGAGCCCUUCACCGACCUCGCCCUGCGCCUGGCCGCGGCGGCUAACCCCGGCGCCACCGUAGAGGCGACCGUCGCCGUCACGCCGGCGAACGUCCCCAUCGUCCGCUCCUUGCUCGAGAGGCGUACGCAUGACGCAGCCGGAUCUGAGGGCAUGCCUGUCAAGAUAGCGACGUACCCGUUCCCGGCCGUGGACGGCCUCCCGAGGGGCGUCGAGAACCUCGGCAAGGCCGCGCCGGCCGACUCGUGGCGCAUCGACGCCGCCGCCGUCAGCGACGCCCUGAUGCACCCCGCGCAGGAAGCGCUCGUCAGGGAGCAGUCCCCGGACGCGCUCGUCACCGACCUGCACUUCGUCUGGAACGUCGGCGUCGCCGAGGAGCUCGGCGUGCCGUGCGUCAGGUUCAGCGUCAUCGGCGCCUUCUCGUCGCUCGCCAUGCGCCACCUCGAGCUCCUCGCAUCGGACGUCGCCGGCGGCGACCCCGACCCCGACGUCGUCGCCGUGGUCCCUCGGUUUCCGGGCCCUCCGGUACGGAUGCCGAGGACCGAGCUGCCGGAGUUCCUGAGGAGGAAAGCGGAGGUGGAUUGCUCCACGACAAACCCCUUCUACGCGGCGCAAGCUGACUGCUUCGGCCUCGCCGUCAACACAUUCUCGGACCUGGAGCAGCACUACUGCGAGAUGAACACGCGCCAAGGCUACGUGAAGCGCGCCUACUUCCUGGGGCCUGUCUCGCCGCGGCCAUCACCGGCAGCCGUGGGCGCCGGCGGCGGCGGUGGCUGCACCGACUGGCUUGACUCGAAACCAGACCGCUCGGUGGUGUACGUGUGCUUCGGCAGCCUCGCCCCCGUCUCGGACGCCCAGCUGCGCGAGCUUGCUCUCGGGCUGGAGGCGUCGGGAAGGCCGUUCCUGUGGGUGGUGAGGGCGGAGAAGUGGACUCCGCCGGAGGGAUGGGAGGAGCGUGUCAGAGGCAGGGGGCUGAUGGUCACCACCUGGGCCCCGCAGACGGCUAUACUGGGGCACCAGGCGGUGGGCGCGUUCGUGACCCACUGCGGGUGGAACUCGGUGCUGGAGACGGUCGCGGCGGGCGUGCCGGUGAUGACAUGGCCGCUGGUGUUCGAGCAGUUCAUCACCGAGAGGCUGGUCACGGAGGUCCUCGGGAUCGGGGAGCGGCUGUGGCCUCAUGGCGCCGGCGUACGGAGCACGAGCUGUACAGAACACGAGCUAGUCCCCGCCGAAGCUGUGGCGCGGGCGGUGACGGCGUUCAUGGCCCCUGGAGGACCAGGGGACGCGGCGAGGGGCAGGGUGAUGGACCUCGCCGCAAAGGCUCACGCUGCCAUGGCAGAAGGAGGCUCCUCACGCUGUGAUCUUCGGCGUCUGGUCGAUGAUCUCGUGGAAGCAAGAAGAGCUGCUGGAGGGAUCAAGUCAGUUCUGGCACCCAUUGAAAAUCCAUUCCAUGUUUAAUGUCUAUCUACACCUUGAUGGUGUCAUGGACAUGUGGCACCAUCUGUUUAUUCGACUUUUUUUUUUGAGAAAUUGUUUAUUCGACAUUUGCCCUUGUAGAGUUUCCCCGCCUCUCAUUUCUUCACCGCAGUUGUAUGACAAGUUCGUUCAAUUUCCCGGCUGUUCAAAUUCACACUUGAAUUUUUUUUCUUCUUGUGCACAAACGACUUUUCUAAAAUCAAAGAGCACGUCAUCGCCAUGAAUUUCGGAACACUGUUGACUAAAUCGAUCAUGGACUGAAACCAUACGCAUCACACGUUUGACAGACAUGCAUGUUCACAACAUAAAAUUGUCUCCGUGUUAGAAAAGAGCAUAAAAUUGUUUAUUAC
Aegilops tauschii subsp. strangulata is the source of this 2022-nucleotide messenger RNA. RefSeq names its product scopoletin glucosyltransferase-like. NCBI's taxonomy places the organism in Eukaryota, Viridiplantae, Streptophyta, Magnoliopsida, Poales, Poaceae. The record is from RefSeq and is a predicted model, not a curated record. Gene Ontology annotation, molecular function: UDP-glucosyltransferase activity.